This is a messenger RNA of Paramisgurnus dabryanus, 749 nucleotides long. It is a transcript of the gene hspb11, whose product is annotated as heat shock protein, alpha-crystallin-related, b11. Lineage: Eukaryota; Metazoa; Chordata; Actinopteri; Cypriniformes; Cobitidae. Gene Ontology annotation, biological process: multicellular organism development; intraciliary transport. The record is from RefSeq and is a predicted model, not a curated record. Gene Ontology annotation, cellular component: cilium; centrosome; intraciliary transport particle B.
GUACAACGUGCGCAGCUGAUGUACGCCAGAAGCUGAUGACGCUCAAAUCCUGCGACAUAUCGGACGUGCGUGUUGCUUAGCAACUCAGAUCACCUAAGAAACUCGCGUCCGCUAGAAUAUACAGGAAAAAUAUCAAUAUUCACAAUGCUGGAUGCCGCUUUAAGUUCAUAUGGUGCUCAGGUUGUCUUGGCUACAUCGAGUGAUGAGAAUUAUCCGCCACAGAAUAUAAUUGACGGAAAAACGGAGACAUUCUGGAUUUCAACCGGAUUGUUUCCCCAAGAGUUUAUCCUACGCUUUCCAGACAACAUGAAGAUAUUCACUAUUUCCAUUUACAGUUACAACAUUAAAAGGUUACGAGUAGAAAAGGGAACAUCAGAGGAUGCUGAUAACUUUGAAACAAUUGCAGAAACAGAAUUUGAACACACAGAGAGCAGCCUACAGACUAAUGAUAUUUCUGUAAAUGUACCAAAUGCAACACAUCUGCGGUUUCUCAUAUUGUCUGGAUAUGAUCAUUUUGUCUCUGUACACAAAGUAAGUGUACAAUCAUGAGACCACCUUCUGUGGUGUUUUAUAUAAUCACCUGUAUUUACUUAUGGAAAUGUCUCAACAGCUGAAUUACUCAUUGUUAUUUAUCAAAGUUUAUAUUUGUAUAUUUUUCUAAACCAAUAAACCUUGUUUCACCUCUUUUGCUUUUGUAAAUAAGUGCAAGUUAUGCUUGUGGAGUCUAUAUUCAGUUCAGUCCAGCUUUU